Molecule: messenger RNA, 2004 nt
Organism: Dracunculus medinensis (Guinea worm)
Lineage: Eukaryota; Metazoa; Nematoda; Chromadorea; Rhabditida; Dracunculidae
Source: the annotation of a GenBank genome assembly
AUGCUGGGUAUAUUAAAUGGAUUUAUUUAUAAAUCUGCAGGAUCAGAUGAUGAGGAAGAUCAGUGUUUCGAACCAGCCAUGAUGGAUGUUGAUUAUAUAAAUAUGAUGUCAAUCGAUAGUGACUGCAAGGAACAAAUAAUGCUAUCAACUGAUGAUGAAGAAGAAAAAUCUUUCAGUGAAUUUCUAUCGAAUAUGGGUUUUUUAAAUGAUUAUAUAAUUUCACCAGAUGAGAACGAUGAACGAAAAAGACAUGAAGUUUUGAAAGAACUGGCUUUAAUGGUAAACUCAUCGUUAUCUAGCGAACCUGAUGGCUCUUCGAUUGAAAGACUCAGAGCCCACUUCGCAAUAAAUUGGUCUAUUCAUCCAGAUCUUUUGGUUCGCAAAUAUGAUUUCCCAACUUUCGAGAAAUUUCUGGAAUGUAACGAAGUAAAAGAAUAUAUUGAAAUAUCUGGGUUUACUGAUAAAGGUGGUAUCGUUUAUUCUGCUAAAAGUUUUCCUCAGAAUGAGCAUAUAUUAAGAAGAAUCAACGACGAAAAGUUAACAGCUGAACAACGAGAAAAACGACGAAAACAGCAACGAUUAAUUGCUUUAAAAAAACCGGAAAACACGGAAGCUUUUAUUGAGGGAAAAAAACGAAUACUUGGUAUACUUUUAGAACUACAAGCAUAUGAGACGCCAGUGUCCUUCCAACAAGUGCAAGAUUUAUAUCUACAGAAAUAUAAUGUUUCCCUCAAUAAUGAGGAACAAACAAAGCUUUUCCAAAACAAGUCAGCAGUGAAAAAUUUUGAACGAGCAUUUUUCCAUGAAGUUAUCAUAAAGUGUAGAAAUCCAAUAUUUAUUAUGCUAAAAAGCAAGGAUGUAAAAAUGCCUGAAGAAAUUACGGAUGAAGAUAGAGCAUUGAUUUCCAAUGUCACUGAAGUCUCUUCAUAUCCACUUAUUGAUGAAACAAAAUUUAAUAAAACGACUGUUCGGCCUAAUUUCUGCAGCACAAAAGAGGCGAUUUCUACUAAACAUGUUGAAGAGAACGAAGUGGAACAAGAAAUAUUGUUGAAAGAUGCGAGAUUUAGAACAAUCGAAGAAUCGCCUGCAUAUAUCGGUGAGGAAUGCGUGACAGAUAGAUCUGUCGAAUCUCAAUCUUUCGCAAAAAAUAUUAUAGUGGAACGUGAAAUCGAUGGUAAACUGACGAAAGCGGAUGAUAAAGGUAAAUAUACGGAUGAUAAUGAGUCUGAAGAUAGUGAUGAAAGAAAUACUACAAUACGCAAUCGUAGGAAAAAAUAUAUAAUAUCGCCAAACUUAGAUAGUGAAAAGAUCUCAAAACUGAAAUCCAUUACUGCACGAUCACUGAGAAAAUCAGUUGGCUUUGAGAAACAAAUAGAACGAAGAAAUCUUUAUGAUAACGAACAUAUGUUGAAACAAAGUGGAGUUACUUCAGUUGAUAUAGAGUCAAACGUGACCAUGGAAAAAUUAGAUGGCAUCGUAAUGUUUGAUCAGUUUCCAAAUAACUGCCGUGAUCGUUAUGCUUCUCAAGCUCCACAAUCGAUUUCACAUAAACAUACUGGUUCCAUUAGAGCAGUGGACGCUGUUCGUUAUAAAACAUUAAAUAUACGAUCAGAAGAUAGUCAAAAAUUUCUGCGUAAAGUCGGUUCUUUUCUUAUGGUUGAUGCUUACACACAAACUGAUUCUGAUUGGUUAGAACAAAUUUUAGACGAAUAUGGAAUUUUGUCAAAAUCUAUUAAUCAUGAGAUCAGCAACACUUCAUCGGAAAAUAAGGAAAUAGUAAACCUAGCUUUGACUAUUGAAAUGGUCGCAAAAAGGCGAUCUCCACAACCAUUAUUACUGUCAUCUCUUCCUCAACUGAUAGGCACUAUUUAUGGUUGCCCAGUUGAUCCUUUGAGCGAUCAGAAUUAUCGCAUGUCGUGGAAAAAUAUUAUAUUGAACUUUUGCAGCUCCUUACAGCUAAUUACUUUGCCAAAUGGCCAGGAUCUUAUCAUCUUAAAUGAUUGA